Molecule: messenger RNA, 2065 nt
Organism: Erpetoichthys calabaricus (reedfish)
Lineage: Eukaryota; Metazoa; Chordata; Cladistia; Polypteriformes; Polypteridae
Gene: ctsa
Product: cathepsin A
Exons: 15
Coding region: 133-1551 (472 amino acids)
Biological process (GO): proteolysis
Molecular function (GO): serine-type carboxypeptidase activity
Source: RefSeq, a predicted model, not a curated record
CCGCCUAUUCUCUGUCAGGUGACAGUCAAGUCACGUGCGACGUUCACCGGCAGUGGUCACGUGAGGGUGGUUUCCCCAAAGUUUAACGUUUUAAAAGUGCGGGUGGUCGUAUCACCCUACAAGUAGCACAAGAUGGCCUUCCUUUUUUCCUUAGUCUUCAGUUUAGGAGUUCUGCAUAUCCAGGGAGCUCCUGAGUCAGAUGAGAUCAAAUACUUGCCAGGCCUUGAAAAGCAGCCCAGCUUCAGACAGUACUCUGGAUACUUGAAUGUCGUGGAGGACAAGCACCUUCACUAUUGGUUUGUGGAAUCACAGACCAACCCUUCAUCCAGCCCAGUAGUACUUUGGCUCAAUGGAGGUCCAGGCUGUAGCUCUUUGGAUGGAUUACUAACAGAGCAUGGGCCUUUCCUAGUUCAGCCUGAUGGUGCUUCUUUAAAGUACAACCCAUUUGCUUGGAAUAUGAUUGCGAAUGUGCUGUACCUGGAAUCUCCAGCAGGCGUUGGCUUUUCAUAUUCUGAUGAUAAGAAUUACAAAACUAACGAUACAGAGGUUUCCAUGAACAAUUACUUGGCCGUCAAAGAGUUUUUCAAGCUGUUUCCAGAGUACAGCAAGAAUGACUUCUAUAUCACUGGCGAGAGUUAUGGAGGGAUCUAUGUACCAACACUAGCUGAGCAUGUUAUGGAGGAUGAUGCAAUUAACUUAAAAGGAAUUGCUGUUGGAAAUGGCAUGUCCAGCUAUGAGAUGAAUUAUAAUUCCUUGGUUUAUUUCGCUUACUAUCAUGGACUUCUGGGAAGCAGAUUAUGGGGAGAAUUGCAGGAAUAUUGCUGCUCAAAGGGGAAUUGCAAUUUUUUUGAAAAUCGGGACCAAAACUGCUCCAUCCAUCUAAUGGAGGUGGAGAAAAUCAUUGAUAACUCUGGACUUAACAUCUAUAACUUAUAUGCACCGUGUGCAGGAGGCGUGCCAGGGCAGAUACUGUCUGACAGCAGAGGAGUAAUUUUUUAUGAUCUGGGGAACCACUUCCGGCAGCUUGGUUCAAAGCAUCUAUUGAGACAGAAGCUGCUUGCUAUGAACUCUCUGAGCGUGUCUGUAAGGCUGGACCCUCCCUGUACCAAUUCAACAGCAGCCACCACAUACUUGAACAACAUCUACGUAAAGCAGGCUCUCCACAUCAGCCCUGAAGCACAAGACUGGCAGAUAUGCAGCGCUGAAGUCAACUUGAAAUAUGUGCGGCUCUAUAAAGAUGUUCAGGAUCAGUACCUGAAGCUGUUGGGCGCCCUGAAGUAUCGCAUACUGGUGUACAAUGGUGAUGUGGACAUGGCCUGCAACUUUCUGGGUGACCAGUGGUUUGUCGAGUCUCUACAGCAGAAGGUGCAGGUGAACAGGAGGACCUGGCUUUACAACAAUGGGCAAAACCAGCAGGUCGGAGGCUUUGUGAAGGAGUUCACAAAUCUGGCCUUCAUCACAGUCAAGGGCUCAGGACACAUGGUCCCUACGGAUAGACCUAUUGCUGCUUUCGCAAUGUUCAGCCGCUUCCUGAAGAAUGAACCCUACUGACUGAAGAGAUGACCCAGUUACGUGGUGGUUUCGUUGUUUAUUUGGAAAAAGCCAAGACUUUGUCUUCAUCUCACUCCCUCACCCCUUGCCGAACGCUGGUGGGUGAUGUUUCUUUUGCGUAAGGUUCACCAGGUUUUACCUCCAUGCAACCCGAGUUAGUUUCUACUCUGCACUGCUACUGUGAUUAUUUUCAGAAUUCUCCAUGAUGAUUCUCGAAUCCAGUGUACAAAUGUGUACAUUUUGCUAAGCACUUUCUGUCCCUGCAUAUAAAAGCCGCUGGGCCUCCUUGUCUUUGGCCUGCCGUGUGGUGAAUGUCAUAAAGUCCUUCUGGUUUAGCUGUCAGGUUCUUCUGAGAAGAUGUCACAGUCAACUACUUAGGCAUUGGAGCGAACAUGUGGCUUGCAUCAUCACAUUCAACUUUUGUUAAUUUCAUCAGUUUGUAUAUGCAGAAUCAUUUUGCGAUUUAAUUUUUUGGCAGAUUUUUUUUAAUUAAAAAUAUUUCUGUAUAUUGCGA